AUGCAUUGCCACAGUGUUCUAUUUUUUCUCACCAUAAAUGCUGUUUCAUCAGUAAAUAAUAUCGAUGAGGUACGAAAAGCAAAAAUUCAAGAGUUAGAAUCACAGCUUCGUCAAGUGGAUGCCGAACUAAACAAUCCCCCUCAUCGUAGUCUCAUGGGAUCCAUGCGAUCUGUCAAAAGCUCACAGGAUAGAGAUAUCAUCUCGCAAUAUGGGCCAUCCAAAUUCGAUGUAGCGCUCGUGAAUAAUGGUGCACCGUUACAUAAAACACAAAAAUCAGUUCGAGGACAGAUGCGAAAAUUUGUCGGCGGUAAUGAGAGAAAAUGGUUUACAAGACGAGGGAAAGGAAUCGGUAUGGCGGCAAUGGUUGCGCUUAUAGUGUCUAUCAGUGUCAUCGUAUGGGGUACUUUAACAAAAUGGAAGUUUAUUAACAAAAACGAAGUGACCUCGUCAGCACAAUUACAAGACCAACUAAUCCGGCUGAGUACAAUGGCAUUCACUAUGGGCUCGUCGACAUUUGACGAAAAAACAACAGUGUUUGCAUCACCAUCCCAACAAACAAUAACAACGAUCGCAAAAGGCGUUGUUGUCGCAACAUCGAAAACAGUAUCAACGCUGACAAACCAUCUGCUUCUAUCGACUGUCUUUUCUGUCCCAGCAAACGAAAAGCAUCCUAAGAAUGAAGAAAAACUUGAAGAAAAGACAAAAUUACUGUUGAUUACGUUUUCCGGUAUUGCAGCCGCUUUGAUACUGCUGGUUGCUGCGGUGCUUUUUCUGAUCCAUUGGCACCGUCCACAACAGCAGCAACAAUCAGUCUCAACAGCACCAUCAAUCAAUGCUGAUGUAAGCCCAACUGAUUCGAGAUCACAACGACAAGAAGAUAUCCUACUCACACAAUCUUGA
Messenger RNA from Didymodactylos carnosus, 900 nucleotides. NCBI's taxonomy places the organism in Eukaryota, Metazoa, Rotifera, Eurotatoria, Philodinida, Philodinidae. The record is from the annotation of a GenBank genome assembly.